This is a messenger RNA of Mugil cephalus (flathead mullet), 2032 nucleotides long. RefSeq names its product Src like adaptor 2a (gene sla2a). The transcript has 8 exons. The record is from RefSeq and is a predicted model, not a curated record. NCBI's taxonomy places the organism in Eukaryota, Metazoa, Chordata, Actinopteri, Mugiliformes, Mugilidae. Gene Ontology annotation, molecular function: protein binding. Bases 313 to 1077 code for a protein of 254 amino acids.
GGAGGCCUCCUCGUUUCAGUCAGCCCACACUUUAAACAGCUGCGACAACACAGCAGCCUCGGUGGGAGCAGGGCAAAAGGACAAAACACGGUGGCACCGGUGGACCAGCCGGCCUGAUUGGGACGUACGCAUCUGUCGUGUCUGUGCGCUGAAGGCAGACGAGCAUUUUUCACCCGGACGGUUUGGAUUGUACUUGCUGCUGUGAGAAAGGCCUUUGGAGCCGCUUGUGCAGAAUUCAUUGGAACUGAAGGAGCUGCAACAGACGCACAUAAAGAAAGAAGAAAACCUCCAAAAAGCGAGAAACCAAGGAACAUGGGGACGUGUCCAGUCAGAUGUCAGACGGACAUGUCAAUCCUUGAAAAUCAACCCGAAUCUGCGAUGCCAGACUUCCAGGACAGCAUCACCGUCUCUCUCAAUAACUACCCGACAUUUGGACACACGGAACUGACCAUGGUCAUUGGAGAAAAACUAACCAUCAUAUCAGAUGAUGGCGAUUUUAUGAUGGUGAGAUCAUCGACCACGGGACGAGAGAGUUACAUCCCCACCUCAUACACUGCCAAAGUUACAGACAGGUGGCUCUUCACGGGGCUCGGCAGGUACAAGGCGGAGGAGCUGCUCCUGCAUCCGAGUAACCAGACCGGAGCCUUCUUGAUCCGAAAUUCAGAGACACACAGAGAUUCCUACUCGCUCUCUGUCCUGAAGAGAACCAACCCUUCGUACAUGGACAGCGUGAAGCACUACCGCAUCUCCCGCCUCCACAAUGGCUGGGUGUACAUAUCUCCACGGCUCACGUUCCCCUCCCUGCAUCACCUGGUGGAACAUUACGCAGAGUUCACAGACGGAUUGUGCUGUCGGCUGACUCUGCCGUGCUUCAUCCAGGGCGCGGACACGGACGCCAGGCCCGUCCCCACAACUAUCAGGAGGCCUACCAUCAACUGGAAGGACAUUAGCAGGUCAGUGAUAUUCAAGAGGAAGAGAACAGAGUCUGGCCACUCUCUGGUGAGCGAGGGGCUGAGGGAGGCCAUCAGCUCCUACCUCCAGAUGACAGAGGGUCACGAUCACAGCUGGGACACUUGAGCGGAGACGGUCUGUCAGUCAGAGACAAUGAAGUCAGGCAGACGGAGCGGAGACACGAUAACCAUCCUGCCUCAGCUGCAGCACCGGGAAAGGCACUGGAAGAGGUCGGCUGCGUGCCCGCCCCGGUCUCAUCUUUAUGGACUGCCCUGGGAUAGCAGGAGGGCAGAGACACUACACCACAGGUGUCAAACAUGCGGCCCGCGGGCCAAAAGCAGCCCACCAGAUGGUCCGAUCUGGCCCUCGGAAUGAAUUCACAAAGUGCGAAAAUGACAUAGAAGACUGUGAUUUUCCAAUGAAAAUAACUGCUAGUCCUAAUUUGUCCAGUGUUUCAAUAAGAGAAGUGGAUAGAGCACAACGCUGCGACCCAGGAAUAGACACCAAUGUGCACAAAUUGCACUUAUUUGAGAUUGUUUAUUAAAUGUAAACAUUCUCCUAAUUUACUUGUUCUUCUUUUGCACUAAAACAAAUGGAAAAAAUACUGAUCCAGCCCAUUUAAGAUCAAAUUGGGCUAUAUGUGGCACCCGAAAUAAAAUGGAAAGUUUAACACCUCCGCACUACACUGUGCGGAGAUGUGACAAAGCGGAGACUGUACCAGCAAGAGGAUUGUUUUUGUGUUGCCCGUGUGUGUCCAAAAUUGGCAUGCAUUAUUAUUAGCCAGUGAGACCAUUUGUUGUUUUAUUCAAACUUAAAUGUUUCUCUUAAUUUAAUAACUUAAUGUGUAUAUGUAAUUUGAAUGCAAUAUUAUAUGUUAAUAUUAUUGCUAUAUGAUUGUUAUCAUGUUUGUGUUAUUGGAAUCCAAUGAAGGAUGUUAGCUAUGAGACGAAUGUGCAACUCAUAUAAAUACCGUAUAACUACACAGAAACAACAGAGUCUGUCCUAUAUUUCCUUUGGAACUGUAUUGUGUGAUGAUUGCUAUCUAUAAAAAUAAAAAUAAUGAAAAUAAACAAAAACAAAA